Messenger RNA from Saitoella complicata NRRL Y-17804, 528 nucleotides. RefSeq lists its product as uncharacterized. The transcript has 2 exons. Bases 1 to 528 code for a protein of 175 amino acids. The record is from RefSeq and is a predicted model, not a curated record. NCBI's taxonomy places the organism in Eukaryota, Fungi, Ascomycota, Saitoellomycetes, Saitoellales, Saitoellaceae.
AUGCAUGCUGUGAAAUUGGAAGAAAAGGAUACAGCCAAAGGUGCCAUUGGAAAUACAGAAAUCGAUAUAGUUACCCAAGCGCCUGGUAUUGCGCCGACUAUCCCCACAGUUGAUCACGUUGAAGCGCCUUGGAGGAAUACAUCAAGAGAUGACUUGAUAUGGAAAGGAGUGUCCAAUUGUCUGGCAGAAACAGGAUGUGAUAUGGCCAGUGACGACAAUGGAGCUACCAACAACGAUGCCGAGGACAAAAUGCCGGAUCGCAGAAGAACCCCCGAUGUGUUGGGGAUUGCAAAUCAAACUUAUAUGAUAUCGCGAAGAUACGCUGAAAACCCAGGUAUCAAGACUCGCGCGAUUCAACCUAUGCCAAUCAGGCGGGCAACCACAACAGCAGACGAUAAGAAGCAGUUUGUCAGUGAAGUCACUGAAGCUGUUGAGUUACAGAUUGGGAGCAUACGAAUACGGAAAGCUUUCUAUGUGGCAGAUGCAGAACAUGAUAAUAUGUUGCUGGGUGCACCCUUCUUCGCCUAA